AUGACGGACGACGAGCAAUGGAGCGGCAUGGAGAACACGGUUGACGAUCCGGAGGAGACGAGGGUCAUAUUCUGCGCCCUCGACUCGUUUCUCCAAUACGCAAAGGUGGCACACUUCAACGUAACCCACCUCCGCCGCCAAUCCUUCUAUGCCCUGCCCCAGGCGCACUGGCAGAUGCUCGCCGCUCCGCCCUUCAACUUCCUUGAUACCCUGGAGCGCACCGACGAGGCCAUCGAUUCCAACGCCGAGCUCGCCCGCGCCAUCGCCCACAAUGGCCUGCGCUCCUUCCACCUCGUGCCCGAAGGUUCGACCGAAGAACCAAGACUGCCGGACCCCUGGGUCGGCGUCGCAAAGCACGGCGACACCGACAAGGCCCGCAGCACCCUCCGCCAGUUCUUCCGCGACUGGUCCGCCGAGGGCGCCGAGGAGCGCAGGGUAUGCUACGGCCGCGUCCUUGACGCCCUCGACCGCGAGCGCAAGACCCGGUCUUCUUCAUCUCCUUCCGCCCCCGUUGAGCCCCUAAAGGUCUUGGUGCCCGGCGCGGGCCUGGGCCGUCUCGUCUUCGACCUCUGCCGGAACGGCCACGACGCAGAGGGCAACGAGAUAUCCUACCACCAGCUCCUCGCCUCCUCCUACAUCCUCAACUGCACAAAGGCCGCCGGCCAGCACAAAAUCUACCCCUGGGUCCACUCCUUCUCCAACCACCGCACCCGGCAGAACCACCUCCGCAGCUGCGCCGUCCCGGAUAUCCACCCGGCCACAGAGCUCGCGCAGGCGGGGCCCACGGUAGGCAGCAUGUCCAUGUGCGCCGCCGACUUUUUAUGCCUCUACGCAGACGAGGACCACGCCGCCGCCUACGACGCCGUCGCGACAGUCUUCUUCCUCGACACGGCGCCCAACCUCGUGCGCUACCUCGAGACGAUCCACUACGCCCUCCGCCCGGGCGGCGUCCUCGUCAAUUUCGGUCCCCUGCUCUGGCAUUUCGAGAAUAACGCGCCGGGAAACCAUGGCCGGGACACGGACGGCGACGGUGACCACGACGCGAACAACUCGUCGGGCAUCGCGGACCCGGGCAGCUUCGAGCUCAGCGACGACGAGGUCAUGGCGCUGGUCGAGCGGGUCGGCUUCGUCGUCGAGAGGCGCGAGACGGGGAUCCAGGCGCCGUAUAUCCACGACGCGGAGAGUAUGUUACACACCACGUACCGCGCAAGUUUUUGGGUGGCGCGGAAGCCGCUGUAG
This is a messenger RNA of Colletotrichum orchidophilum, 1239 nucleotides long. RefSeq lists its product as uncharacterized. Gene Ontology annotation, molecular function: S-adenosylmethionine-dependent methyltransferase activity. Lineage: Eukaryota; Fungi; Ascomycota; Sordariomycetes; Glomerellales; Glomerellaceae. The transcript is spliced from 2 exons. The record is from RefSeq and is a predicted model, not a curated record. The coding region runs from base 1 to 1239 and encodes 412 amino acids.